Molecule: messenger RNA, 2918 nt
Organism: Alosa sapidissima (American shad)
Lineage: Eukaryota; Metazoa; Chordata; Actinopteri; Clupeiformes; Clupeidae
Gene: slc39a7
Product: solute carrier family 39 member 7
Exons: 8
Coding region: 148-1617 (489 amino acids)
Biological process (GO): zinc ion transmembrane transport; intracellular zinc ion homeostasis
Cellular component (GO): membrane
Molecular function (GO): zinc ion transmembrane transporter activity
Source: RefSeq, a predicted model, not a curated record
AUGCAUUCACGCGAGACUCUACACAGUUGACGAUAUGCCACGUCUUUGAAAGUGCAGCAUCCAAUCAUCAGAACACACAGGUAGAAAUAACCAGGAUACUGAAGCUUGCAUUGUUAGUACAACAGAUCCUGUUCCAGACAUUGCAAGAUGGCAGGUCUUCGAUGCAGUUUGGCACUGAAUCUGCUAGCAGUGGCAGUAGUGCUUUUAGCUGCCCAACAGACCAGGGCACACUCCCAUUCUCAUGGAGACCAUGGGCAUGGUCAUGGCCACGGGCACCAUCACCAUGGGCACCACCAUGGCCACUCUCAUGAAGCACCGAAGAUGUUUCAUGGAGCCAGCAAGUGGAGUGCUGAGGCUAACAUCCCAACAGGUGAAGAGGAGAUCACUGACCACCAUGGACACGCGCACGAUCACCAUGGACACGCUCACGAUCACCAUGGACACGCGCAUGAUCACCAUGGACACGCACACGAUCACCAUGGACAUGCUCACGAUCACCAUGGACAUGCUCACGAUCACCAUGGACAUGCUCACGAUCACCAUGGACAUGCACACGAGCACCAUGGACAUGCACACGAACACCAUGGACACUCCCAUGACCAUGCUCCUGAGCUAAAGCAGGAAGCUGAGGCAGAAAAACGCGACUUGGUGGAGCUGUGGAUGCAGGCAAUAGGUGCCACUCUGCUGAUCAGUGCCGCACCCUUCCUCAUCCUCUUCCUCAUCCCGGUCCAGUCCAACACGGACCAGCACCAGAACCUGCUGAAAGUGCUGCUCAGCUUUGCGUCUGGCGGACUGCUGGGAGACGCCUUCCUCCACCUCAUUCCUCACGCGCUGGAGCCUCACUCUCACCAUGGAGACGAGGGACAUGGGCACGGCCAUGCCAGCGAAGAGUCACAUGACCACGGCCACUCUCACGGUGCCAAACAUGCUCACAUGAUGUCUGUGGGCUUGUGGGUGCUGGGUGGAAUAAUGGCCUUCCUGAUGGUGGAGAAGUUUGUCCGUCUCCUGAAAGGAGGACAUUCCCAUUCCCACUCGCAUGGACACGGACACUCCCAUGGUGCUAAAGCAAAGGACAGUGAUGGAGAGGAAGAAGAGAAGAAAGAGAAGAAAGAGGGAGUGAAGGAGGACAAAAAGGCACCCAAGACAGUGGAGGAGAAGGGAACAGAUAUUAAAGUGUCUGGCUACCUGAAUCUUGCCGCUGAUUUUACGCACAAUUUCACGGACGGUCUGGCCAUUGGCGCAUCCUUCCUGGUUGGGCCCACUGUUGGCUUGGUAACGACCAUCACCAUCUUGCUCCACGAGGUGCCUCAUGAGAUUGGUGAUUUUGCCAUCCUCGUCCAGUCUGGCUGUACAAAGAAGAAGGCUAUGUGUCUCCAGCUCCUGACAGCUGUCGGAGCGCUCGCUGGCACAUCUUGCUCCCUCCUGGCUGAAGGUGUGGGUGCAGCCGCCACUGCGUGGAUCCUCCCCUUCACCGCCGGUGGCUUUGUUUACAUCGCCACGGUGACUGUCCUGCCUGAGCUGCUGGUGGGCCGGUCCAGCCUUGGCCAGUCGCUGAUGGAGAUCCUGGCAAUGCUCCUCGGAGUAGGCAUGAUGGUGCUCAUUGCCGAGUACGAGUGAUCUCGCAAAGUGUGGGACGGAACGAGGGAUGACUGAACGAGGGAGAAAGGGACAGAGGGAGGGGAUGGAGGACAGAAAUGGUGAUUAGGAGAUUGGGAACAGUGGAGAAUUGUCACGCUGAACUGUGUUACUUUUGGAGUGAGCUGAGAAUUAAGGCUUUGGCGGGUGAGGAAAAAGGUCAGAGUGUGGCUAGCGCCAGCAGAGGACUCUGUCAUGCUGUGCGGGUUCAGUCAUCGUUUCAGAGAGGGGUUACACCACAAGAGAGACUUGGGAGGCACUAAGAGGAGUGUAAUAAAUUGGUGUCUGGUCCCUCCAGCACCAUGUAACGUCCAUUAUCAUUCCAUUGGGUCUCAAAAUGGGAUCACACUUCAGUCGUUUCAUACCCUGCAUUUUACUCCUACACUGCGCAGAAUAAAUUAGUUGUUGAUUCAACAAUGAAUCAGAUGUUGAAUCAACCACUUAAUCUAUGUUUGUGCUAAUUUUACUUUAACUGUUAUUUUUUAUUUCGUCAGAUAUGUAAAUUGUGUUUAAAAAUUGUUUUUUUUUAAAUUUCAGAUAGACAUUUUAUUUUAGAAUUUUUCAAAGGAUAUGCGCUAUCAAUGUGCUUGGCGUCCACGAGACUCGUUUCAUGCCUGUCUGGUCCUUUUAUGGAUUUAGACCAUUUUGCGAAUGUCAGCUGUUUUUCUCUGUAGAGAAUGUUAACGGUUAAGAGACAAGAAGUGUGGCUGUUAAGAAUCCUCACCAGAAUCACUGCGUGCAAGCCAUUGGAGAGAAAGGAAAAGCUACUUUUAGGAUUUAGUCAACAUAAGAAGCUUGUUUUGUGGCGUUUGAAUAUGCUUAAACCACUGUAACCUCCGCUCUGGUGGUUUCUCUUUUGAGCAGAGCUUCUUGUGGAAAUAAUUUAGGUAAUGAAUGUAGUCCACUGUCUGUCAUGAGCAUCUGUACAAGCAGCAACUUCUUAUAGUAUCGUUAUUGAUGUGAAACUGGAACAGUUGUUCAUGGGUCUAUUCACCUCUUACUGAGUUGCAGUCUAGUGUUGAGCUUCUCUGAGUAACUUUUUUUUCCUCCUUAUUAAUUUUUUUUUGUCCCCCCACAAGUGAGUGGAUCCAAAUGUCUUGUGUGAUCAUGACUAUGACUGUUGUCAGAUCUCCCUCAUCUCACACACACACACACACACACACACCUUUAACAUGAUUUCUUUGUGAUGGGCCAAACUGAGGAGAGACCAAACAGAUGAGAUGAAAUGAAAGUUUCUGUAUGCCUCUUGUUUUCAUUAAAAAUGUACAUUGGUAGACACCAGA